AUUGGCCGAGAGAGACGUCUCUCCGGGGCGGGGGGGAUUAUCCGUGUCCGGGUAGGUCGGUGACGGUCUGCAGCGCUGAGCCGAGCCCCGAGGGGAAGCCGAGCAUUCAAAACCGCCCAGGGAAGACGCACCGCGUGAGCGGGGCCAGUUUUAUCUUCUCAAAUCUUCUCUGCUGCCUCCCGCCCUCCUCCCCUCCUCGUCACCGGUCGACUCCACGAUGCAGCGCCGGUUUACCUGAGCAAGUGUUUUUUUUUCCCCCCUUCUUCUUCUUUCUCCCUCCCACCCGAACGACGCGGACCCGGCGGUGACUUUUUUUCUUUCUAAAUUUAAUGUAAUUGAAUUCCGCGCAGGACCGCUGCUGCCACCCCGAAGGAAACAGCGGGACUCCGUUUGCUGUGCGGCAAAGAGAGGAGCGCGGUUAUGUAGGCGGGCAUCGCUCUCGGAGACAUCUGCGCCCGCUUGUUUACAUGUUGUAAUUGGAUUUUCCAUCAGCAGCAGCAGCAGCAGUAGAUCAGGGAUCUCCUCCGUCCUCCCUCCUCUUGUUCCUCCUCCUCCCGUUUGGAGCUUCCUUUUUUUAGAACAUUUUUUUGGCCGGGUUGAAGAAGAAGUAGAAGAUGGGGCUACCUGCUCUGGAGUUCAGUGACUGCUACCUGGACAGCCCGCAGUUCAGGGAGAGACUCAAGUCCCACGAGCUGGAGCUGGACAAGACCAACAAGUUCAUCAAGGAGCUGAUCAAAGACGGAAAGGCGCUGGUCCAGGCUCUGAAAAGUCUGUCGACAGCCAAGAGGAAGUUUGCCGACUCUCUCAACGAGUUUAAAUUCCAGUGCAUUGGAGACGCCGAGACGGAUGAUGAGAUAUGCAUCGCCAAGUCGCUCCAGGAGUUCGCUACGGUCCUUCAGAACCUGGAGGACGAGAGGACACGCAUGAUCGAAAAUGCCAACGACGUGCUGAUCACGCCCCUGGAGAGGUUCAGGAAAGAACAGAUCAGUGCAGCCAAGGAAGCCAGGAAAAAGUACGACAAGGAGACUGAGAAGUACUGCGCAGUGCUGGAGAAACACCUCAGCCUUUCGGCUAAAAAGAAGGAGUCCCAUCUGCACGAGGCGGACAACCAGGUCGAUAACGUCCGGCAGCAUUUCUACGAGGUCUCCCUGGAGUACGUCUUCAAGGUGCAGGAGGUCCAAGAGAGGAAGAUGUUUGACUUUGUGGAACCCCUGUUAGCGUUCCUCCAAGGCCUGUUCACCUACUAUCACCACGGCUAUGAGCUGGCAAAGGAUUUCAACCACUUCAAGACUGAUCUCACCAUCAGCAUACAGAAUACGAGGAACCGCUUCGAGAGCACGCGGUCGGAGGUGGAGAGCCUCAUGAGGAAGAUGAAGGAGAAUCCACAUGAACACAAGAGUGUCAGCCAGCACACCAUGGAGGGAUACCUGUUUGUGCAGGAGAAGCGCUCUUUUGUCUCAACCUGGGUGAAGUACUACUGCACCUACCACCGUGAGCCCAAGCGGGUCACCAUGGUCCUGUUUGACCCUAAAUCAGGAGGGAAAACGGGAGAGGAGGACAGCUUCACCCUCAAGUCCUGCACCAGGAGGAAGACGGACUCGAUAGAAAAGAGGUUCUGCUUUGAUGUGGAGGCUCUGGACAGGACGGGGGUGAUCACCAUGCAGGCUCUGUCAGAAGAAGACCGCAGGUUGUGGAUGGAGGCCAUGGAUGGCAGAGAACCGGUAUACAAUCUGAACAGAGACAACCAGGCGGAAGGCUUGGCUCAGCUGGACGUGAUCGGGUUCAACGUGAUGAAAAAGUUUAUUCACGCGGUGGAGACUCGAGGUAUCGAUGAUCAGGGCUUGUACAGGAUUGUUGGCGUCAGCUCCAGAGUACAAAAACUGCUUGGUCUCGCUAUGGGUGAAUAUAGAAAUCCUAAGACAUGUGCUGACGUGGAGCUGGAAAACUCUGAGUGGGAGAUCAAAACUAUCACGAGUGCUAUCAAGCACUAUCUCAGAGUGCUGCCCGGGCCUCUCAUGACGUACCAGUACCAGAGGAGCUUCAUCAAAGCUGCAAAGCUGGACAACCAGGAGGCUCGGGUGACGGAGGUCCACGCGCUGGUGCACCGGCUGCCUGAGAAGAACAGACAGAUGCUGGAGCUGCUGAUGAAACAUCUGGCCACUGUGGCGAGUCAUCACCAUCAGAACCUGAUGACCAUCGCCAAUCUGGGCGUGGUCUUCGGGCCCACUCUGCUCCGCCCGCAGGAGGAGACGGUCGCAGCCAUCAUGGACAUCAAGUUCCAGAACAUCGUGGUGGAGAUCCUCAUCGAGCACCACGAGAAGAUUUUCAGGGACGUGCCGGCGUCGGCGGGCGGCCCCACCAGCCUGCAGCCCAACCAGUCCAGGCGGAGAAGCACCGACAGCAAGGCGCCGUCCUGCAGCGAAAGGCCCCUCACGCUUUUCCACACGCCAACACAUUCCCAGAAAGGUGAAAAGAGGAACAGCGCUGAACCGCCGCCACCGGUUCCCUCGUCCGCCAACUGCAACAGCAGCAGCAACAGCAGCAGCAGCGGCGGCAGCGGCCAGAGCCAAGGCCGGACCCCGAGACACAGCCUGACCAGCAACGACGGGGAGCCUGACACGCGGGCCAUCCGGCCCAGCUCACUGCUGAAUCCGAAGAGUCGUGGCAGCAAACCAACCAGCGCGACGUCCCCCAGCCCCACCUCCCCACGCUCCCCCUCCUGGCCCAUGUUCUCCGCCCCGUCCAGUCCGGGGCCGACGUCCUCCGCCUCCAGCGACUCCUCCCCCGUCAGCAUUGCGGGCAGGAAGGCUCGAGCCCUCUACGCCUGCAAGGCCGAGCAUAACUCCGAGCUGUCCUUCAUCGCUGGGACCAUCUUUGAAAACGUUCAUGGCUCCCGGGAGCCCGGCUGGCUGGAAGGGACUCUGGACGGCCGGACGGGAUUGAUACCAAAAAACUAUGUUGAGUUUUUGUAGUUCAGGGCCCCAAAAAAGACUGGAUUAAUGUUGGCUGGAGUUGACAAAACUGGACGAUGGAUUUGACUGCACAGGACUGAACCACCUAUUAGAUGUUAUAUUAUGGAGGACUGGACCGCUGAGGCCUCGCACGUCCUGGAAAAGGGAUGAAGCAGAAAGAUGUGGAAGGGACACGACGCCAGGACCAAAGGAGAAACCCGUGAAUUGCACUGGAGAGAAAGCAGAAGAAAAGAUGAGUCCCAGGAUGUUUUGGCUGAAGGUCAUAAACCUUCUAAUUUCUCAGCAGGCCAUUGGGAGAGACUCUCACGUAGAAAUGAGUGGAUGUUUCUGGGAUGUAAAGGCUUUUCAGCUCUUGCUUUAUUACUUUCAAACUGCACUGCCGUUGCUUCAGAAUCCAGACUUCUCAUCUGAAGGGAAUAGAAAAGCUUCUUGUGGGGGCAAAACGAGGGGAAUAGCUUAAAAAGCAAGUGGCCUUUUUCUUUGGACUUGCUGUAAUCCGUGUGAAUGGUUGCGGUUUACCAUUGAGGAACCUUUCUGUUGAUGCCGAUUUCACUGAUUUGGCUUUUGGUUAAAGGCUGUAAAUGUGUUUUGCCGCGGAGGUCCGGUUACCCGGCUCAUGUUUCAGAGCACUUCUUCAGCAGCAGGAGCCCCGGGGCAGACCGGCACAGGAGGAGCUACCUAGAAGACCCUCGGCCUAAAGGUCAGCGGCGGGUUUAUCCUUCCCCCAAAAAACGAGACAAAUUACAAAACAAGCGCUAUCUGAUCUGAUUUGGGGUUGAGUCGUGUUUGCAUCAUUUCAGGAUGUUUUGAAGUGUUUUUUAAAUAAGAAUACACAUGAUCAUAUUUUAAACAGCCUGCACAUUGAUUAAUUUACUUCACUGUAGAUUAUUUCAUUUUAGACAGAAUGCAUUAAGCAAACAAGCUAAAAAUAGAAAAACAUUCGCCACGUACGUCACGGGUCUUUUUAUUUUUCAUGCAGAACCGCAGGACAAUACUAAUAAUGUAAUUAUCUCACAUUGACAUUUACAAAGCUCCUUUAUGAGGAAAGGAAAUGCAAAUGUGCUUUGCAGAGAAGUUUUGCCGUUUGAAGAAAGAAAAGAUUCCUUUUUCAGGAUUGCUCGUAUGUACAUGCGCGCUGGUCUGCUUUGGGGCUCAUUCCAUUAAUCAAAGCCGAACCUUUUACUUAAACCCCUCGGCGAUAAUCUGCAUCAAAGCUUUUGGUUGUUGUUUCCUUCAGAGGACGGAGCAUCGAAAGUGUUUCAACAGGAAAAAAAAAAAGAAAAAAAACUUAAAUGUGAAUUGACUACUUUGUUCAUAUUUGAACUUCUUAUUUAUGAGAGUUUCUUAAAGACUCGAUCUUGAACUGUAUUCAUUUUGAGGUGUUGUCAUUGUAAAGAGAUACAAAGCAUUUGAUAAGGUAUAAUGUUUUUUUUUUUUUUUUAAUUAUGAAAUUUUAUAUUUUGUAUUUUUAGGAUACUAACUUAAUUUCUUAAUUUUUUUUCUGUGUCGUCCAGAUAUUUUGUACCAUUUAAGUCUAUCAACAGCCUUAAGUAUUCCUUCAGAUGUUUUGGUGAAUUGAUAAGAUUGUGCAUAAUAAAGAUUAAUGUUCAAAAGCUGCA
Molecule: messenger RNA, 4591 nt
Organism: Gasterosteus aculeatus aculeatus (three-spined stickleback)
Lineage: Eukaryota; Metazoa; Chordata; Actinopteri; Perciformes; Gasterosteidae
Product: rho GTPase-activating protein 26
Biological process (GO): signal transduction
Cellular component (GO): cytoplasm
Molecular function (GO): GTPase activator activity; protein binding
Source: RefSeq, a predicted model, not a curated record